Molecule: messenger RNA, 1609 nt
Organism: Balaenoptera acutorostrata (minke whale)
Lineage: Eukaryota; Metazoa; Chordata; Mammalia; Artiodactyla; Balaenopteridae
Gene: UBE2N
Product: ubiquitin conjugating enzyme E2 N
Exons: 4
Coding region: 166-624 (152 amino acids)
Biological process (GO): protein K63-linked ubiquitination; DNA damage tolerance
Cellular component (GO): nucleus
Molecular function (GO): ubiquitin conjugating enzyme activity
Source: RefSeq, a predicted model, not a curated record
GAAGCUCGCCCGCGCCCGAGCAGGGACUACAUUUCCCGGGGGGCCUCGGCGCGGCGGCGGCGGGCGCGGCAACGUCCCCCGGAAGUGGAGCCCGGGACUUCCACUCGUGCGUGAGGCGAGCGGAGCCGGAGACGAGACCAGAGGCCGAACUCGGGAUCUGACAAGAUGGCCGGGCUGCCCCGCAGGAUUAUCAAGGAAACCCAGCGUUUGCUGGCAGAGCCAGUUCCCGGCAUUAAAGCAGAACCAGAUGAGAGCAACGCCCGUUAUUUUCAUGUGGUCAUUGCUGGCCCUCAGGAUUCCCCCUUUGAGGGAGGGACUUUUAAACUUGAACUAUUCCUUCCAGAAGAAUACCCAAUGGCAGCCCCUAAAGUACGUUUCAUGACCAAAAUUUAUCAUCCUAAUGUAGACAAGUUGGGAAGAAUAUGUUUAGAUAUUUUGAAAGAUAAGUGGUCCCCAGCACUGCAGAUCCGCACAGUUCUGCUAUCGAUCCAGGCUUUGUUAAGUGCUCCCAAUCCAGAUGAUCCAUUAGCAAAUGAUGUAGCGGAGCAGUGGAAGACCAAUGAAGCCCAAGCCAUAGAAACAGCUAGAGCAUGGACUAGGCUAUAUGCCAUGAAUAAUAUUUAAAUCGAUCCGAUCAUCAAGUGUGCAUCACUUCUCCUGUUCUGCCAAGACUUCUUCCUUUUUUGUUUGCAUUUAAUGGACACAGUCUUAGAAACAUUACAGAAUAAAAGCCCAGACAUCUUCAGUCCUUUGGUGAUUAAAUGCACAUUAGCAAAUCUAUGUCUUGUCCUGAUUCACUGUUGUAAAGCAUGAGCAGAGGCUAGAAGUGUCAUCUGGAUUGUUGCGAAACGUUUAAAAGCAGUGGCCCUUCUCUGCUUUUAUUCAUUUCCCCAUCAUGGUUUGAGUAUAAAGCACUGUGAAUGAAGGUAGUUGUCAGGGUUAGCUGCAGGGGUGUGGGUGUUUUUCUUUAUUAUUAUUUUUUUUUGGUGGUGGGGGGAAGGUAGUUUUAUUUUAAUUUUAUGGGCUCCUUUCCCCCUUUUUAUGGUGAUCUAAUUGCAUUGGUUAAAAGCAGCUAACCAGUUCUUUAGAAUAUGCUCUCUAGCCAAGUCUAACUUUAUUUAGACACUGUAGAUGGACAAGCUUGAUUGUUUGAACCAAAAUGGGAACAUUAAACAAACAUCACAGCCCUCACUAAUAACAUUGUGACUUUGCUGUCAAGUGUAGAAUCCUCCCUUCAAGAAAAAGCUUGUGACCAUUUUGUAUGGCUUGUCUGGAAACUUCUGUAAAUCUUAUGUUUUAGUAAAAUAUUUUUUGUUAUUCUACUUUGCCUUUGUACAGUUUAUUUUACUGUGUUUAUUUCAUUUUUCCCAAUGUGACAAUCGUAUUUAAAAAUUAAAACUGAUGGAAGAUUCUCUUUUGGUCUUCAACGUCUGACAAAUUGAAUGGCAAGAGGUAGAUUUUGCCAGUUCCUUUUCACUGAUGCAAAUUUGUGUUAAGAUAUAUCACUGAAUGGAGUAUUUAUAAGCUGGCCCUGAGCAUGCCUAAAGCAUCAGUAUGUGACAUUUUUUACCUCCUAGAAAUUUGAAAUAAAUGUGUUUGUGUUGUCUGA